UUCUUUAUUUUUUCGGAUUCCCGACGCGGUUGUUGCGGUGCCGCGUCUCUUUGCAGUCCCGGUCGUCGUCAUGGUGAAGCUGAGCAAAGAGGCCAAGCAGAGGCUGCAGCAGCUUUUCAAGGGAGGCCAGUUUGCCAUCCGCUGGGGUUUUAUUCCUCUCGUGAUUUAUCUGGGAUUUAAGAGGGGUGCAGAUCCUGGAAUGCCUGAACCAACUGUUUUGAGCUUACUUUGGGGAUAAAGAACUAUUUGUUCAUCGGGAUUUGGAAGCAGGCAAUGGACAGGAACAACAUGGAAGGUGUGCAUCUGGAUGGGAAGAGAUGGAGUGUUGUUCAGACAUCACCUAUUGAAUGACACAGGGCUCUUCAUCGAUGCAUCUGUGGCAGAGUGGAACCUCUCCUGACUUAUUUAUGAUAGGCUAUAUCAAAAUAAAUUUUUUAAACAGUU
Molecule: messenger RNA, 444 nt
Organism: Manis pentadactyla (Chinese pangolin)
Lineage: Eukaryota; Metazoa; Chordata; Mammalia; Pholidota; Manidae
Gene: TOMM7
Product: translocase of outer mitochondrial membrane 7
Exons: 3
Coding region: 71-238 (55 amino acids)
Biological process (GO): protein import into mitochondrial matrix
Cellular component (GO): mitochondrial outer membrane translocase complex
Source: RefSeq, a predicted model, not a curated record